AUGAGUGCCAUUAAACUUGUUGUUGCUUCUAAAGCAUCGCCCUUCAGCUACGGUGUGCUCGCCGUUGCUGCUCAAAUCAACGCUGUUAAGAAGGAUGCUGUUCAAGUUGAAUUCCGUGAUGCAAAGAACCUUGACGGUGCCUCCAAGCCUGCCGCUUCUGUUUCUUACAACGGUGAAACCUAUGAAACCACCAACGCCAUCGCUAGACUUUUAGCCAGACUCAACCCUGAGGCUGGUCUCUACAACCCUCAAGAUCCCAUCAGCUCUACCUUGAUUGAUCAAUGGUUGGAUUUUGCUGAAACCAAAUUGGCUACCUCUGACUUCAAGUCCCUUGAUGCCACUUACAAGGAACUCAACAAGUACUUGACCCUCCGUUCUUACAUUGUCGGUUAUCAAGUUACCAUUGCUGAUUUGGUCAUCUGGGGUACUUUGAGAUCCUCCCCUGUCUUUGCUCGUAUUGUCAAGACGAAGCCUGAGAACCUCGGCGCUUAUCUUGUUCGUUGGUACGAGUAUGUUGCCUCUCUUGAAGCUGCCGAGUAUGCUUUGACAGCUGUUCAGAAGCAAGACAAGGCUUCCAAAGGUCCCAAGGCUGCUGAUCAAGGUAAAUUCGAAAUUGGUUUAACUGAGGCCGAGAUGGGCAAGGUUUGCACUCGUUUCCCUCCUGAGCCCUCGGGUUAUCUUCACAUUGGACACGCCAAGGCUGCUCUUAUGAACCAAUACUUUGCCGAUACCUACAAGGGCAAGCUGAUCAUUCGUUUCGACGAUACCAACCCCAGCAAGGAGAAGACUGAAUUCGAGGAAUCCAUCAAGGAGGAUCUUGCUUUGAUCGGUGUUCCCUCUAACAUUGUCUCUCACACCUCUGAUUUCUUUGAUCAAAUGUACGAACUCGCUCUCAAGAUGAUCAAGGAAGGUAAGGCUUACUGUGAUGAUACCGACCAAGCUACCAUGCGUGAGCAACGUACCGCCCGUGUUCCCUCCAAGUGUCGCGACAACUCUAUUGAGGAGAACUUGCGUCGUUUCGCUGAGAUGGCCAAGGGUUCUGAGGAAGGUUUGAAGAACUGUUUGCGUGCCAAGAUUGACUAUGCCAGUCCUAACGGUACCAUGCGUGAUCCCGUCAUCUAUCGUUGUAACUUGACUCCUCAUCACUACACUGGUGACAAGUGGAAGGUCUACCCUACCUAUGAUUUCGCCUGCCCCAUUGUCGAUUCCAUUGAAGGUGUCUCUCAUGCUUUGAGAACCAACGAAUACCGUGACCGUAAUGUCCAAUACGACUGGAUGAUUGAAGCUCUUGGUCUUCGCAAGGUCACUAUUUGGGAUUUCAGUAGAAUGAACUUUGUAUAUACUCUUCUCUCCAAGAGAAAGCUUCAAUGGUUUGUUGAUCAAGGCCAUGUCAGUGGCUGGGACGAUCCUCGUUUCCCUACUGUCCGUGGUAUCCGUCGUCGUGGUUUGACCAUUGAAGCCUUGAAGCAAUACAUCUUGAUGCAAGGUGCCUCUCAAAACACUCUGCUCUUGGAAUGGGACAAACUCUGGGCUUUGAACAGAAAGAUCAUUGAUCCUAUUGCUCCCAGAUACGUCGCUGUGCUCAAGGAGGGUGUUGUUGUCUGCAAUGUCUCUGGUGCCACCGCUGAGGUCAAGGAACUUCCUCUUCACAAGAAGAACGCCGAGCUCGGUAACAAGAAGACUCACUACGGUCCUCAAAUCUACUUGGAUCAAGAGGAUGCCAAGACUCUCGAAGAAGGUGAGGAGGUUACCUUGAUGGACUGGGGAAAUGUCUUUGUCCGCAAGAUUGUCAAGGAUGCUCAAGGCGAGGUUACUAGCAUUGAUUUGGAGCUUCAUCUUGCUGGUGAUUUCAAGAAGACCAAGAAGAAGUUGACUUGGUUGACCAAGGAUGAAGAUGCCACUAAUAUCCUCUUGUUUGACUACGAUUACUUGAUCACCAAGAAGAAGGUCGAGGAGGGUGAUGAGGUCAAGGAUCUGGUUACUCCUGUCAGUGAGUUCAAGUUCCCUGCUAUUGCUGAUGGCAACACCAAGAACUUGAAGAAGGGUGAUAUCAUUCAAUUUGAGCGCAAGGGUUACUUUAUUCUCGAUGCUCCUGCUACCGAUUCUCAGCCUGCUCACUUUAUCCGUAUUCCUGACGGUAAGGCUGCCAACAUGGCCUCCAAGGCUGAUGCCGCACCCAAGAAGUAA
Mucor velutinosus is the source of this 2187-nucleotide messenger RNA. It is a transcript of the gene OCA6, whose product is annotated as protein-tyrosine-phosphatase. Gene Ontology annotation, cellular component: cytosol; cytoplasm; methionyl glutamyl tRNA synthetase complex. NCBI's taxonomy places the organism in Eukaryota, Fungi, Mucoromycota, Mucoromycetes, Mucorales, Mucoraceae. Gene Ontology annotation, molecular function: glutamate-tRNA ligase activity; ATP binding. Gene Ontology annotation, biological process: translation; glutamyl-tRNA aminoacylation. The transcript has 4 exons. The coding region runs from base 1 to 2187 and encodes 728 amino acids. The record is from RefSeq and is a predicted model, not a curated record.